CACAUUCCUCAUUAUCAUCCACACAGACACCCUAAUUGUUCUCUCUUUCUCCGUCACAUUUCACUUCCAAAGGAUCAAGCGAAAAUGAAGACGACCAGUUCGAGCGUAGGAGGAACGAAGAUGAAGAUGUGGAGCCGAGGAGUGGGAGGAGUGGUUAGAGAGCAAAAGGCUAAACUUUACAUCAUAAGGAGGUGUGUCGUCAUGCUUCUUUGUUGGCAUGACUAACAAAAGAAGAAGAAAAUCAAAAUCAUUUUCAUAAUCGGCUUAAGGAAGACUAACCCAAUAUUUAGUUCUUUUUUUUUUUUGUUUUUGUUGUUGCGGAUCUUCCUUAUAUAACUCUUGGGAAGAAGCUUAUAUGUGUUGGCUUUCUAUACGGAGCUAUGCAUGUAUUUCUGUAGUUUUUUUCAUCCCAAAGAAGGGUUUUUCGGAUGUAAAUUAGUAGCUAAUUUCAUUGUCUUUUGUUGCUGUUUUCUUCUUUCUGGUUGAUUAAGUUUAUUUUCUGA
Messenger RNA from Brassica oleracea var. oleracea, 503 nucleotides. RefSeq lists its product as uncharacterized. Bases 85 to 225 code for a protein of 46 amino acids. NCBI's taxonomy places the organism in Eukaryota, Viridiplantae, Streptophyta, Magnoliopsida, Brassicales, Brassicaceae. The record is from RefSeq and is a predicted model, not a curated record. The transcript has a single exon. Gene Ontology annotation, biological process: negative regulation of cell population proliferation.